CCCAGCUUGACCUUUCUUGGAAUUCAAAACAAUCUAAAAUUGAGAGAGCAGGCAGGCUACUUUCUCCAGGGUUUUUGUGGUCUGGCUGAGAUCAAUCCACUGAAUUUGGGCGCCAGAGCGGCAGGAUUCCAGAGCAAACCUCCAGGCAAAAGGCCGCAGUCACCAAGCAGGGCACCAGCCCUGGGCGCUGCAGGCGGGCCCCAGCGCCCUGAGUGCGUCCAAGGGUGGAGAGGGAGGCGGUGGCCUCCCCAGGAAGUGGCGAGAGAGGCCAGUGCACCGGGCGGCCAGGUGAGUCCUUACCUCAAGAUGUUAGCAUGAAGAGUUGUUUUCAGGCCUGCCCUGUGCCCCUCCAGGUUUCAACAGGUGCAGAGAUGAAGAUGUGGUCUGGGAAGAGAGAGACUUGCCACAGUAGUCGAUGGAGCCUGUGGAAGCACAUGGAAAGGACAGCUGAGCUGGGACCUCUCAGCCGUCUGCAUGGGACGCCUCACACUUGCUAGAAGCCGCCCCUGGAGAGGUCAGCUGCUGUUCUGCGAGUGUGGCACUAGGGGUUUUGUUCAGCGCGUAUAAUUUUCUGCUACUACUGCCUGUUUAUUUCUGUUCUUUCUUUGAGCCCGGCCUUGCCCUGAGCCCACGGGCACGAUGGCCCAGUCCAAGGCCAACGGCUCACACUAUGCACUGACGGCCAUCGGCCUGGGGAUGCUGGUCCUCGGGAUCAUCAUGGCCAUGUGGAACCUGGUACCCGGGUUCAGCGCCGCUGAAAAGCCAACGGCUCAGGGGAACAACAAGACGGAGACAGGCAGCGGCAUUCUCAAGAGCAAGACCUUCUCUGUGGCCUACGUGCUGGUUGGGGCUGGGGCAAUGCUGCUUUUGCUGUCCAUCUGCCUGAGCAUCCGGGACAAGAGGAAGCAGCGGCGGGGCGAGGAGAUGGCAAACAUCCAGGGUCAGCAUGGGGCCGAGCCUCAUGCCCAGGAGGAAGACAGCCAGGAGGAGGAGGCCUCAUCAAGGUACUAUGUCCCCAGUUACGAGGAAGUGAUGAACACAAACUACUCGGAAGCCCAGGACCUGGACCAGAACCCAAGGAUGAGCAUCUCUCUGCCCUCCUAUGAGUCCUUGACAGGGCCCGAGCAGAUGAGCCCCACGACCACCAGGGCCGCGGCGGAGGCCAGCCCUGGGGGCCCGCCUGACAGGCAGAACUCCAAGCUGGCCAGACGCCUAAAGCCGCUGAAAGUUCGGAGGAUUAAAUCCGAAAAGCUCCACCUCAAAGACUUCAGGAUCAACCUCCCGGACAAAAAUGUGCUUCCUCCCUCCAUAGAACCUUUGACUCCCCCGCCCCAGUACGAUGAGGUCCCGGAGAAGGUCCCAGACGCCCGGCCACCUGACUGAAGCCCCCCUCAGGCAUGUUCCCUCCUGGCGCUCACCCUCCACACCAACAGACCCC
Messenger RNA from Manis javanica (Malayan pangolin), 1438 nucleotides. RefSeq names its product transmembrane protein 51 (gene TMEM51). Lineage: Eukaryota; Metazoa; Chordata; Mammalia; Pholidota; Manidae. The record is from RefSeq and is a predicted model, not a curated record.